GGUCGGGGCCCGAGUCCGGGUUGAGGUGGGAAUCCCCCCCGCCGGGCCGGUGGAGUGGCGGGAAUAGGGGCGGCGUGUGACCGCGGGGGCUGCUACUGCCCCGGGGUUCUGGACGUCGCCCUAGAUGGUUUCUGGAGCCGGCCUGGAGUGGAGCCCCAGCCAUGGCUGCCAUUCGAAAGAAGCUGGUGAUCGUGGGGGAUGGGGCCUGUGGGAAGACCUGCCUCCUCAUCGUCUUCAGCAAGGAUCAAUUCCCAGAAGUCUAUGUCCCUACUGUCUUUGAGAACUACAUCGCAGACAUAGAGGUGGACGGCAAGCAGGUGGAGCUGGCUCUGUGGGACACAGCAGGGCAGGAAGACUAUGAUCGCCUGCGGCCUCUCUCCUACCCGGACACUGACGUCAUCCUCAUGUGCUUCUCCAUCGACAGCCCCGACAGCCUGGAAAACAUUCCUGAGAAGUGGACCCCGGAGGUGAAGCACUUCUGCCCCAACGUGCCCAUCAUCCUAGUGGGGAAUAAGAAGGACCUGAGGCAAGACGAACAUACCCGGAGAGAGCUGGCCAAGAUGAAGCAGGAGCCUGUUCGAUCUGAGGAAGGCCGGGACAUGGCAAACCGGAUCAGUGCCUUUGGCUACCUUGAGUGCUCAGCCAAGACCAAGGAGGGGGUGCGGGAGGUGUUUGAGAUGGCCACUCGGGCUGGCCUCCAGGUCCGCAAGAAUAAGCGCCGGAGGGGCUGCCCCAUUCUCUGAGACCCCCAAGGCCUCCCCUCCUCCCCCACCUCCCUUCACAGGGGUGCAGAAACUCCCCCUGCCCCCAGCAGCCCCACCCUAUUAGGGAUCCCUGCUGAAGGCUUCCUUUCCCAAUUCCCUCCUGCCCAGGACUGCAUCGCGCUUCCCCAGCCCUGAUGGUGGUGGCCGCAGGCCCUGUCUCAGCACUCUGGGAACCAGAGCACAGUCCCUCCUCCUGUUGCCUUGGUCCAGGGGUGGGGCUCUUGAUCCCUUUGGCCUUCCCCAGAGGAUCAUCACACCAGCACUUUAUACACUUCUGGCUCACAGGAGAGUAUCUGGGGUAGGGGACUUGGAGGGUGUAACCCAGAGUCCCGGGCCCCUGGUGUUUCUGCUUUGGGCAGGGGCCUUGCAUCUGGCUGUACUUGGUGUGGGGCAUGAAUAAAGGCCACAGGCUCCAA
Messenger RNA from Balaenoptera acutorostrata (minke whale), 1180 nucleotides. It is a transcript of the gene RHOC, whose product is annotated as ras homolog family member C. The transcript is spliced from 5 exons. Gene Ontology annotation, cellular component: neuron projection. The coding region runs from base 162 to 743 and encodes 193 amino acids. Lineage: Eukaryota; Metazoa; Chordata; Mammalia; Artiodactyla; Balaenopteridae. Gene Ontology annotation, molecular function: GTP binding; GTPase activity. The record is from RefSeq and is a predicted model, not a curated record. Gene Ontology annotation, biological process: small GTPase-mediated signal transduction.